Arachis stenosperma is the source of this 1356-nucleotide messenger RNA. RefSeq lists its product as uncharacterized. Lineage: Eukaryota; Viridiplantae; Streptophyta; Magnoliopsida; Fabales; Fabaceae. The transcript has 5 exons. The record is from RefSeq and is a predicted model, not a curated record. The coding region runs from base 1 to 1356 and encodes 451 amino acids.
AUGGCGUGGCGGGUUUUGACCCUGCCGCCAUUUAAUGGGCACAGCGAUGGCAUUGUAACGGGGGGCGCCAUGGUGGCUGCAAUUGCAGUGGCGCCAUGGUGGAACGCGAUCUGUAUGGCAAAAAUAGCGGGGAUUUUUCAGUUCAUUAUGUCCACUUCUACACAAGCCCUUGAUUCUAAUGCUCCUACCCCUGCCUCUGCUAGUCCUAUUGUUGAUGCUGCCCCUAUUGGUCCCACGGCUCAUGUUCGUUCUAAUAGAGUUGACCCAGGCAGGAAAUAUAUUAGUACGGUAGAAGAAGGAAAUACCAUUAACACCACUAGUGAGAAAUUAUUUGAGCUUCUUGAUGAUGUUGUGGAGAAAAUUGGUGAGUACAACAUUGUUCAAGUUAUAACUGAUAAUGGGAGUAAUUAUGUUCUUGCCGGUAAGUUGCUGAUGAAGAAAAGACCAAAUUUGUUUUGGACUCCUUGUGCUGCCCACUAUUUGGAUUUGAUGCUUGAGGACAUUGGGAAGUUACCAUUAAUUCAAAAAACUAUAAAAAGGACCAUUUCAUUGGUUAGCUUCACUUAUAGUCACUCUAUCACAUUAGCUAUGUUGAGACAUUUCACAAAUGGCAAGGAGUUGGUGCUUAGACUUGUUGAUGGGGAGAAGAAGCCACCAAUCAAAUAUAUUUAUGAAGCAAUGGAGAAGGCAAAGGAAUGCAUCAUGAAAACAUUUCUUAAUGAUAAGAGCAAGUACAAUGAUGUUUUUAAAAUCAUUGACAACAGAUGGAAUUGCCAACUUCAUCGUCCAUUGUAUGCAGCCGGCCAUUUCCUAAAUCCCGAGUUGUUUUAUGAAAACCCUCGAAUUGAGCUGGAUUUAGAAGUUACAAAGGGAUGGUUUGAGUGCAUCACUAGAUUGGUGCCAAGUCAAGCUGUGCAACAGAAGAUAUUGGAGGAGCAAGCACUAUACAAGGCCGGCUAUGGACUUUUUGGAUCAGAUUUUGCAAAAUCUCAACGGAAAAAGAUUUCACCCGAUGACAACACUUUGAGUUGGAACCUUGUUUUUGAAGCAAUGGGAGGACAUGAGCCUACGACAAAUACUAGAAGACAACAAAAUAGAAAAAGAAAAGAACCUGCAACUGCAAGACUUGAUGCAAAGAGUGGACCAAGUGGGUCUAAGGCUUCAAAAAAAGGAAAAGGAAAGGCAGUAAUUGUGGAAGAGGAAAAAGAACCAGAAUUUGAAGAUGAAGAGGAUUCUGAAAAUGAAGAAGAACAAGAAGAGGAGAUUCAAUUCAAUGAUACCGAAUCAUAUGAUGAUGAGGGGGUAGAGGGACACGAUAAUAAUCGUGUUAAUUUAGAUGAAUUUGAUGAGAGCUAG